AUAACCAUGGAGGCGUCUUUGAGCAUCCACGCUUCUUCAAAAUUGCCCGGCUCGGACGCCACCUGGCUGUGUAGCCACAAGAGACACACCCCGAGGGCCCAGCAUCGGCCUGAGAAGCCACCCAUCUCUUACAUCGCCCUCAUCGUCACAGCAAGAUCUAACAGUUCCUACAGGGUCACUUUCCGUUAUUCCGUCAACGCCUACCAGGGCUGGAAGAACUCCGUGCGAGAGAACCUCUCGCUCAACGAGCGAUUCGUGAAGCUGCCCAAGGGCCUGAGUCGGCCCGGUAAGGGCCAAUACUGGACCAUCGACCCGGCCAGCGAGUUCAUGUUCGAGGAGGGUUCGUUUUGA
This is a messenger RNA of Petromyzon marinus (sea lamprey), 351 nucleotides long. NCBI's taxonomy places the organism in Eukaryota, Metazoa, Chordata, Hyperoartia, Petromyzontiformes, Petromyzontidae. The record is from RefSeq and is a predicted model, not a curated record.